Messenger RNA from Sphaeramia orbicularis (orbiculate cardinalfish), 3297 nucleotides. RefSeq names its product alpha-1,3-mannosyl-glycoprotein 4-beta-N-acetylglucosaminyltransferase B (gene mgat4b). Gene Ontology annotation, cellular component: Golgi stack; endoplasmic reticulum-Golgi intermediate compartment; endoplasmic reticulum. Gene Ontology annotation, biological process: protein N-linked glycosylation. The coding region runs from base 19 to 1953 and encodes 644 amino acids. Gene Ontology annotation, molecular function: acetylglucosaminyltransferase activity. The record is from RefSeq and is a predicted model, not a curated record. The transcript has 15 exons. Lineage: Eukaryota; Metazoa; Chordata; Actinopteri; Kurtiformes; Apogonidae.
CUCUCCCUGUUAGGGUGAAUGUCUCUCUACCUGUGCGUGUCUCCUCCUCCUCCUCCUCCUCCUCAUCGGAGCCUCUCCUCCCGGGUCUCAGUCGCUGUUGCUGCUCCGUCGGCUGCAGCUCCAGCUCCGUCCGCCUCUCCCUCCGUCUCCGUUGGUCUGUACCUGUCUCCGUCUACCUGCCUCCCUCCCUCCUCCUCCUCCUCCCUCCGCACCCCCUCCUCCAUCCCUCUCCUCCUCUUCCUCUUCCUCCUCCUCCUACUCCCGGUGCUCUCCGGUUCUCGGCGCGGACAUGCUCCCGGGGCUCCGGAGAUGAGGCUCAGAAAUGUCUCCUUCCUGACGGUCUUGUUGUUCGGGCUGUGCGGGCUGGUCUCCCUGUCCUGGUACACCGCCUUCAGCAGCUCCAGAGGAGAUGUGGUGGACAUCUACCAGAGGGAGUUCCUGGCCCUGAGGGAGCGGCUGCACUCGGCCGAACAGGAGAACCUGAGGAGGUCCAAAGAACUGAACCUGGUCCUGGAGGAGAUCAAGAGGGCCAUCGCAGAGAAGCAGGCCCUACGGGACAUCAACCGCACCUGGAGCAGCCUUUCAGAGGAGACCAGGCUGAAGCUGUGGAACGUCAGCAGCAGUAAGAACGUCCUCCAGCUUCCAUCCAUCUUCCACCACCUUCCACACCUUCUGAACCGAGAGGACAGUCUGCAGCCCGCUGUCCACCUGGGACAGGGACGCACCGGAGUGUCCAUCGUCAUGGGUGUUCCCAGCGUGAAGCGGGAGGUCCACUCCUACUUGACCGACACACUCACCUCUCUGAUGUCGGAGCUCAGUGCUGCCGAGAAGGACGACUGCGUCAUCGUCGUCCUCAUCGCCGAGGCUGACCAGCAGUACGCCACCAGUGUAGCAGACAACCUGAAGCGCCUUUUUCCAGCAGAGAUCCAGUCCGGUCUGUUGGAGGUCGUGUCGCCAUCCGUCCACUUCUACCCAGACUUCUCUCGCCUUCGUGAGUCCUUCGGCGACCCCAAGGAGAGAGUCAGGUGGAGAACCAAGCAGAACCUGGACUACUGUUUCCUGAUGAUGUACGCCCAGUCCAAAGGAACCUACUACGUCCAGCUGGAGGACGACAUCGUUGCUCGUCCAAACUACUUCACCACCAUGAAGAACUUUGCGCUGCAGCAGCCGUCAGAGGAGUGGAUGAUCCUGGAGUUUUCUCAACUUGGCUUCAUCGGUAAGAUGUUUAAGUCGUUGGACCUGUCGCUGAUCGUCGAGUUCAUGCUGAUGUUCUACAAAGACAAACCCAUCGACUGGCUGCUCGACCACAUCAUGUGGGUGAAGGUUUGCAACCCAGAGAAGGAUGCGAAACACUGUGACCGGCAGAAGGCCAACCUGAGGAUCCGAUUCAAGCCGUCGCUCUUCCAACACGUUGGCACUCACUCGUCUCUGGCUGGAAAAAUCCAGAAACUCAAGGAUAAGGACUUUGGGAAGCAGACGUUGCACAAAGGCCACGCCAACCCGCUGGCAGAGGUGACGACCAGCCUGAAGACCUACCAACACUUCACCCUGGAGAAGGCCUACCUGGGCGAGGACUUCUUCUGGGCCUUCACCCCAGUGGCCGGAGACUUCAUCCGGAUCCGCUUCUUCACACCGGUCCGGGUCGAGAGGUAUUUCUUUCGCAGCGGAAACAUUGAACAUCCAGGAGACAAACUCUUCAAUACGUCGGUGGAGGUCCUGCCGUUCGAUAAUAUCCAGGCAGAGAAAGAGGCCUUGACAGAAGGGAGGGAAAAAACACCAAAGUACCAUCGAACAGAGGACGGCUUCAUCAGAAUAGGAACGUUCCAGAACGGCAUCGCAGAGGGGGAGGUGGACCCCACCUUCGGGCCCCUGGAGGCCAUGCGUCUGACGGUGCUGACAGACUCUCCAGUCUGGGUGAUCCUCAGCGAGAUCUUCAUUAAGAAAGCCGAGUGAAGCUCCGCCCCCUCAGUGAUACCUCAGCGCCUCAGAGCCACCCGACCUGGAGGCUCCAGUGGAACCACGGUGCAGCAGCGCCACCGUGUGGCCGGACCUCAUUACUGCAGGGACUGAACGGAUCAGAUGAACCUGCAGGGGGCGACAGAAGACGCUGGAACCCCCCCUGCCCCCGCCCUGUAUUUAUGUGUAAUAUACAAACAUACGACCAGGUAGAUGUUCAAACACUGGGACACGCGCUGGUCGAGGUCAAACUGCUGAGACUGUUCGGACCUGGUUGUGGUUUUUUAGGCGGCCGGUCUGGACCUCCACCCCCCAGAACCACCCCCCCUCAGUAACACAUGUAUGAGAUGUACACACUUAGAUCAUAUGAAUGCCCUCUGUCCGUGUGCUGGUUUGUGUCUGUAGGUGAUGCCUUAAACGAGCAGAUUCACUUCAGAAGUAGCAAAUACCCAGAAUCCUUCACUGCGACCUCUGACCUUCUCAACACAUGAAACUACUGAUGACGAGAAGAGCUGGUGUUUUACUUUUUUUUACACUUUGCUUUUCCUGAGGCCUUGUCACUGACGACCACCUGCUCUGGACCCUGGACUCUCCUGGACUUUGUUGACCCUGGUCCCACAGCGGUUUGAUCUUUUGUCCCACACAUGGAGACAACAGGCCUCAUUAUAUCUGAUCCGUCUCUUAUUUUUUAAUACAGUCAGAGUCCCCUUUAGUAAAAUAUGCAACUGACCCAGAAACAGGAUGAAUGGACCCAGAUCAGAACCAAAGGUAGAACCACAGGAAACUAAUUACCCGUGAUUCCUCCAACAGGUCUAGACUCGGAAACUGUCUAUGACCGUGACCCAUGUUUAGAUUUUCAGAAAAUGCACAGGUCCAAUCAGAUUAAAGUCAUGUUUACGUCCAAAAAUAUUCCAAAUUUUAAUGAAAUUUAGAGAAAAUCUGUAAACAACAAAAAAAAAAAAAAAAACAUUUGAACAUCUGUAUUUUUCAGUGUAAAUUCUGUAUUUUUUUAUAUUUAAUUCACUUUUUUAGAUGUUCAUUAAAGCUCAGAGUAAAUUCACAGGUUAUUUUAACAAUACAUAGAAAACUGAAGGAAAGUGACUUGUCAGUCAAAUCUAUCAUAAACUGAACAUAAACCCAGUGUCUUUGAUUCAACUCAUGGGUUUGUGGAAUUCAUUUGUUUAAAUUAACAGAAUCUGCAACAAAAAUGAGCAAAAUAAGAAUUAAUUCAGCAAAAAUGAUCAAAAUAUACAACAAGAAAGAAGAAAAUACCUGUUAAAUUAAUGAAAAAGUAGAUACUGAAUCAAAAUUGAGCAGAAUAACCAUUAAUUCAACAAAACU